Exophiala aquamarina CBS 119918 is the source of this 1479-nucleotide messenger RNA. RefSeq lists its product as uncharacterized. The transcript has 2 exons. Gene Ontology annotation, cellular component: plasma membrane. Gene Ontology annotation, molecular function: carboxylic acid transmembrane transporter activity. Gene Ontology annotation, biological process: transmembrane transport; carboxylic acid transport. The record is from RefSeq and is a predicted model, not a curated record. The coding region runs from base 1 to 1479 and encodes 492 amino acids. Lineage: Eukaryota; Fungi; Ascomycota; Eurotiomycetes; Chaetothyriales; Herpotrichiellaceae.
AUGGCGACCGAAAAAUCAAUUGACGACGCCUACGCACCUGACGAACGCCGGCCCUCUGUCCACGAGGCUCCUCUGGAUGCCACCCCAAAGAGCCGAUGGGAAAGGACAUGGCCCGUCUUUGCUUGCGGUGCAGGCUUGUUCAGUGACGGUUAUUUGAAUGGCGUCAUUGGAAGUGUCAACACUAUCCUCAAACUGAUCUACAAGGACGAAUAUGUUAAAUCAGACGCACAGAACAAUGUCUCCUCCAUCGCCUUUGCUGGCACUGUUGUUGGACAGCUUGUCUUUGGGUAUCUGUCUGACCAUUGGUCGCGAAGACACUCACUUCUCAUCUCGACCAUCAUCUUAAUUGUCUUUUCCGCUCUGGGAGCUGCUUCUUACGGUGCUGGCGGGAGUAUCCAAGGCUUGUUCGCUGCCUUGACCGCCUAUAGAUUCCUUCUAGGUAUCGGCAUCGGCGGAGAAUACCCGGCAGGUAGCGUAGCCGCAGCUGAAAGCACGGGAGAGCUGAAGAAAGGCCAUCGUAACCGGUGGUUUAUUGCCUUUACAAAUCUCUCUAUCGACGUGGGAUUUGUGGUUGCUGCCCUGGUGCCCAUGAUCUUAGUUCUGAUUUUCACUGAAAACCACUUGCGAGCGGUAUGGCGGGUCGCCUUGGGGCUCGGUAUUAUUCCUCCUCUGUCUCUUCUCUGGCUUCGGAUUAAGCUCCAGGAACCUGAGGAAUAUCAUCGAAACAAGAUGAAUCACUAUCCAUACUGGCUGAUCUUGAAGUAUUACUGGUUCAGACUCACAGUCGUUGCCUUGAUCUGGUUUAUCUACGACUUCUCGUCAUACUCCUUCAGCAUUUACUCUUCGGCAUGGCUCGUGUUUCUGCUCCCAAGCACCGCGCCUCUUUGGAAAGCUUUCGGUUGGAAUACGGUUAUCAAUCUUUUUUACGUUCCGGGCGCUAUUGCCGGUGCUUUCCUCUCGGAUUGGAUUGGUCCAAAGUACUGUCUCAUCCUAGGGGUCUGGCUCCAAGGGAUCAUCGGCUUCAUCAUGACUGCCAUCUACAAACACCUCGACCAACCCUCUCAAGUGGGAGGCUUUGUUGUCAUGUACGGUAUCUUCCUUGCUCUCGGCGAAGUCGGGCCUGGAGACAAUAUUGGAUUGAUCGCAUCCAAGACGUCAGCAACAUCCAUCCGUGGACAAUACUAUGGCAUCGCAGCAGCUUGUGGUAAGAUCGGCGCUUUCGUCGGCAACUACGUCUUCCCGGAAAUCAUCAAGGCAGCGGGAGACGACGUCAUUAAACAGGGCCAGUAUCCUUUCUACGUUUCUAGCGCCCUCUGCGUCUUUAGCGGCUUCAUAGCCUUGUUCUGCCUUCCCCACAUCGGACAGGACACCAUUACUGAGGAAGACAACAAGUUCAGAGAAUACCUCAUCCGCCAUGGUUACGAUAUCUCUACAUUAGGCACGAAGCAGUAUCAGCUCGAGAAAGAAGCUGCUAUUUGA